AUGUAUCUCUACAACCUCACUCUCCAACGUCCCACCGGCAUCAUCUGUGCCAUCAACGGAAACUUCUCCGGCGGCAGGGGCCAAGAAAUCGUCGUCGCCCGAGGCAAAGUCCUCGAUCUCCUCCGCCCCGACGACAACGGCCGAAUCCAAACCAUUCUCUCCGUCGAAGUCUUCGGCGCCAUUAGGUCGUUAGCUCAGUUCCGUCUCACCGGUGCUCAGAAGGAUUUCAUCGUCGUCGGUUCAGAUUCCGGUAGAAUCGUUAUUCUUGAUUACAACAAGGAGAAGAAUGUCUUUGACAAGAUUCAUCAAGAAACUUUUGGGAAAUCUGGUUGUCGGAGAAUUGUUCCAGGUCAGUAUAUCGCUGUAGAUCCCAAAGGUAGAGCUGUUAUGAUUGGUGCUUGUGAGAAGCAGAAGCUUGUAUAUGUGUUGAAUAGAGAUACUGCUGCUAGGUUAACUAUUUCUUCCCCGUUAGAAGCGCAUAAAUCGCAUACUCUUGUUUUUUCUAUUUGUGGUGUUGAUUGUGGGUUUGAGAAUCCUAUUUUCGCUGCUAUAGAGUUGGAUUACUCUGAGGCUGAUCAGGAUUCUACUGGUAUGGCCGCAUCUGAAGCGCAGAAGACUUUGACCUUCUAUGAGCUUGAUUUGGGUCUUAACCAUGUUUCUAGAAAGUGGUCUGAUCAGGUUGAUAAUGGUGCUAAUUUGCUUGUUACUGUUCCUGGUGGUGCUGAUGGUCCAAGUGGGGUUCUUGUUUGUGCUGAGAAUUUUGUUAUUUAUAAGAAUCAGGGGCAUCCGGAUGUUAGGGCUGUGAUUCCUUGGCGGCUUGAUUUGCCUUCCGAGCGUGGUGUUCUCAUUGUCUCUGCUGCUAUGCAUAAACUGAAGAACAUGUUCUUUUUCCUUUUGCAGACUGAGUAUGGCGAUAUCUUUAAGGUUACAUUGGAUCAUGAGGGAGACCGUAUCUCUGAAUUGAAGAUUAAGUAUUUUGAUACUAUUCCGGUUACUUCUUCCAUGUGUGUGCUCAAGUCGGGGUUCUUGUUUGCGGCCUCCGAGUUUGGAAAUCAUGCACUGUAUCAGUUUAAGGCUAUAGGGGAUGAUGAUGACGUGGAGGCUUCAUCUGCUAGGUUGAUGGAAACUGAAGAGGGUUUUUCGCCUGUGUAUUUCCAGCCUAGGAGACUUAAAAAUCUUGUUAGAAUUGACCAGGUUGAGAGUUUGAUGUCAAUUAUGGAUAUGAAGGUCAGUAAUCUGUUUGAAGAGGAGACUCCUCAGAUUUUUACUCUUUGUGGGCGUGGACCACGAUCUUCUCUAAGGAUCUUGAGAACAGGUUUGGCUGUCAGUGAGAUGGCAGUUUCUAAACUUCCUGGUACACCUAGUGCUGUUUGGACUGUGAAGAAGAAUGUCAUUGAUGAGUUUGAUGCUUAUAUUGUCGUGUCGUUCCUCAAUGCCACACUUGUGCUUUCCAUUGGCGAGACAGUUGAAGAAGUCAGUGAGAGUGGGUUUUUGGACACUACGCCCUCCCUUUCCGUUUCUUUGAUAGGCGAUGAUUCUCUCAUGCAGGUCCAUCCAAAUGGUAUUAGGCAUAUUAGGGAGGAUGGUCGUAUUAAUGAAUGGAGAACUCCUGGAAAGAGGACAAUUGAUAAAGUUGGGUCGAAUAGACUUCAGGUGGUUAUUGCUCUGAAUGGAGGGGAGCUUAUAUAUUUUGAAGUGGAUGCUGGUCAGUUGAUGGAGGUGGAGAAGCAUGAAAUGUCUGGCGAUGUUGCUUGUUUGGACAUUGCUCCAGUGCCUGAAGGCAGGAAAAGAUCUCGUUUUCUUGCAGUUGGCUCAUAUGACAAGACAAUCAGAAUCUUAUCACUGGAUCCUGAUGACUGUAUGCAGACUCUAGGUAUACAGAGUCUUUCUUCUGCUCCAGAAUCUCUUCUUUUCCUUGAAGUUCAAGCAUCUAUUGGCGGUGAGGAUGGUGCAGAUCAUCCUGCUAGCCUUUUCCUGAACGCUGGUUUGCAGAAUGGUGUCUUGUCUAGAACUGUGGUGGAUAUGGUCACAGGUCUGCUUUCUGAUACUCGCUCCCGAUUCUUAGGAUUGAGAGCCCCCAAACUGUUUCCCAUUAUCGUAAGAGGAAAGCGUGCUAUGCUCUGCCUUUCAAGUCGCCCUUGGCUUGGUUAUAUUCACCAAGGACACUUUCUCUUAACACCCCUUUCAUAUGAAACCCUUGAAUUUGCUGCUUCAUUUUCAUCUGACCAAUGUGUGGAAGGCGUAGCUGCUGUUGCUGGUGAUGCUUUGAGAAUUUUUACCAUUGAAAGAUUAGGAGAAACAUUUAAUGAGACAGUUAUUCCACUUAGAUACACACCUAGAAAAUUUGUGUUGCAACCCAAACGGAAACUGUUGGUGGUGAUUGAGAGUGAUCAAGGAGCAUUUACUGCAGAACAGCGUGAAGCUGCAAGGAAAGAGUGUUUUGAGGCUGCUCAAGCUGGGGAAAAUGGGACAGGAGGUGCAGACCAAAUGGAGAAUGGUGGAGAGGAUGAGGAUAAAGAUGACCCCCUCUCCGACGAGCAUUAUGGUUAUCCAAGAGCUGAAUCAGAUAAGUGGGCGUCCUGCAUCAGAGUUCUUGAUCCAAGAACAGGAAAUACAACCUGUCUUUUGGAACUUCAGGAUAAUGAGGCUGCAUUCAGCGUAUGCACAGUAAAUUUCCAUGAUAAAGAAUAUGGAACCCUUUUAGCUGUUGGCACAGCAAAGGGACUGCAGUUCACGCCCAAAAGGAGUUUAGCUGCUGGAUUUAUUCAUAUAUAUAGGUUUCUAGAGGAUGGAAGGUCUCUCGAACUACUUCACAAAACUCAAGUUGAAGGCGUUCCUCUUGCUCUAAGUCAGUUUCAGGGAAGGUUACUUGCAGGAAUAGGGCCUGUUCUCAGACUGUAUGAUUUGGGGAAGAGAAGAUUAUUAAGGAAGUGUGAGAAUAAACUAUUCCCCAACACAAUUGUCUCUAUUCAAACCUACCGUGAUCGAAUUUAUGUUGGUGACAUCCAAGAGUCUUUUCAUUACUGCAAGUAUAGACGGGAUGAAAACCAACUUUACAUAUUUGCUGAUGAUUGUGUUCCGAGAUGGCUUACGGCAUCAUACCACAUAGAUUUUGACACCAUGGCAGGUGCGGACAAGUUUGGAAAUAUCUACUUUGUGCGGUUGCCGCAGGAUGUAUCUGAUGAGAUAGAAGAAGAUCCUACUGGCGGGAGGAUAAAGUGGGAGCAGGGGAAGCUGAAUGGAGCUCCCAACAAGGUAGAAGAAAUUGUACAAUUUCAUGUCGGCGAUGUGAUCUCAUGCCUGCAAAAGGCCUCUCUUAUACCAGGUGGUGGAGAGUGCAUUUUAUAUGGAACUGUUAUGGGAAGUAUUGGGGCAUUACAUGCUUUUACUUCACGAGAUGAUGUUGAUUUCUUUUCUCAUUUGGAGAUGCAUAUGAGGCAAGAUAACCCACCGUUGUGCGGAAGAGACCACAUGGCGUAUAGAUCUGCCUAUUUUCCUGUUAAGGAUGUUAUUGAUGGUGACCUAUGUGAGCAAUACCCAACAUUGCCAAUGGAUUUGCAGCGAAAAAUUGCGGAUGAAUUGGAUAGGACCCCUGGAGAAAUACUGAAGAAACUCGAGGAAGUACGAAAUAAGAUUAUUUAA
Molecule: messenger RNA, 3642 nt
Organism: Vicia faba (fava bean)
Lineage: Eukaryota; Viridiplantae; Streptophyta; Magnoliopsida; Fabales; Fabaceae
Source: the annotation of a GenBank genome assembly